Messenger RNA from Drepanopeziza brunnea f. sp. 'multigermtubi' MB_m1, 1236 nucleotides. The record is from RefSeq and is a predicted model, not a curated record. NCBI's taxonomy places the organism in Eukaryota, Fungi, Ascomycota, Leotiomycetes, Helotiales, Drepanopezizaceae.
AUGGGUGACGGUCCUUCUAGAAAGCUGGGCAUACUGCAAGACCUGAUACUGGUUCUCGUGUCCAGUACGGCUAUGUGGUUUGUAGCCAAAAGUAUAGUUAACAGUCUGCCCUUGGGAACCGACCCGGAGAAAGAGCAACACGAGCAAGCUCGCGUCAGAGCUGCAGCCAACCUACGUCGACUAGACAGAUCACGAAGGGAACACGACGACUCGGAGGAUGAAUCUGGACAAGGCACCGAUGGGUCGCGGCGGCCGAGGAAAGAGGAUUUGAAUUUGGAUCAAUAUGAGAGCCAGAUAGCUAUGGAAGUGGUGGCGCCGGAGGAUAUACCUGACAUUAUCGAAGAACUCAAAGAGUCGGUUAUAUACCCUCUGACGAUGCCUCAUCUAUACUCGCAAUCCUCCUCGCUUCUCGCUGCCCCGUCCGGGGUACUACUUUACGGCCCCCCAGGUUGCGGGAAGACUAUGCUUGCAAAGGCGCUGGCGCAUGAGAGCGGAGCUUGCUUCAUCAACCUGCAUAUCUCGACCUUGACGGAGAAGUGGUAUGGAGACUCGAACAAGCUCGUACGAGCCGUGUUCUCUUUGGCAAGAAAAUUACAACCGACUAUUGUGUUUAUCGAUGAGAUAGAUGCAGUCCUUGGGCAGAGACGAAGUGGAGAACAUGAGGCUAGUGGUAUGGUCAAGGCCGAGUUUAUGACAUUAUGGGAUGGUCUCACCUCUUCUAAUGAAGUCGGUUUACCAGCACGAAUAUUGGUUCUCGGCGCAACGAACCGAAUGCAGGACAUCGAUGAAGCAAUUCUGAGAAGAAUGCCCAAGAAAUUCCCCGUAUCUCUGCCAUCGAACUCGCAGAGAAGGAGAAUUCUGAAGCUCAUUCUCAAAGACACCAAGACCGACCCAGAACAAUUCGAUCUCGAAUACCUAACUCGCGUCAUGGCUGGUAUGUCAGGAAGUGAUAUUAAAGAAGCAUGCAGAGACGCUGCUAUGGCGCCAGUCCGAGAAUUUAUCAAGGAACAGAGGGAGCGCGGGGUAGCGAUGUCGGGUGUAAAAUCCGAGAAUGUCCGUGGUGUAAGAACCGACGAUUUCUUUGGGAGGAAAGGAGGUGGGCAAAUAAUCAAGGACAAUCAUGCAUUUCACUCUGCAAAAAGUAAGAGUAAGCAGAAGGAAGCGGAUUCAAGCGAUGAAUACGAGGAUAUUGAUGAGGCGGCGGAAGCCCAAGGUCGAGGCAGUGUUGAGAACUAG